CCGCUUGUACCCCGUGGUGAUGGAUAAGUCACAGUAACCCUUCACCUUCUCUUUCUCCUUUCUCCUUUCUCCUUUCGCUCGUCAAUUUCUAUGCUGCUCGCCCCCUUUGCGUCCUUCUUACUCCGGUAUUCGCUCCGUCUCCCAUCGUCGACCUCGGUACCUAUCGGCACUGCUCCGUUCUUUGCAUUCCGUUAUACUGUAUAGAGCGCACUCUCUCCUCUAUAUCCCCCGCACUCUCUUCCUCUCCUCGCAUACUACUGUAUCAGUCCUAUAAUAAAACUACCCCGAGUCCCCUACAACCAGCCCCACCAAUGGCCCCCGAUAUCUCCAACGGCCUCAACGGCCACCCCGCCACCGACGACUCCAACGCCGAGUUAUGGAGACAUCCCGACCCCACGUCGACGCAGAUGCAUGCGUUUAAGGAGGGCGUUAAUGCCAAGUAUGGGCUCAAGCUCGACCAUUAUGAGGAUCUGCAUAAGUGGUCUGUUGAGAAUAUUGGCGACUUCUGGGGUGAGGUGUGGGAUUUCACUGGUAUCAAGGGGAAUAGGGUCGAUGAACCGGUCCUCCCCCCCAACGCCCCCAUGUACCCCCGCCCCUCCUUCUUCCCCACCUCCACCAUCAAAUUCGCCGAGAACCUCCUUUACCCUUCUUCUUCCCCCGACCCCUCCAGUCCAGCCAUCAUUGAGGCCAACGAGACUUCUUCCCAUGCAAUCAGUUGGACAGAACUGCGCGAUCGCGUCCGCCGCUGCACUCUCGCUCUCCAAUCCCUCUCCCUCGGCCCCGGUGACCGCGUCGCCGGCUUCCUCGGAAACACAGCUAACGCCGUCGUCGCGGCGUUGGCGGCAGCGAGUAUUGGUGUCGUCUGGACGGGCGUGAGUCCUGAUACGGGGGUCCAUGCGGUGCUGGAGAGACUGGUGCAGAUUGAGCCCAAGGUGCUGUUUGUGGAUAAUGGGGUGGGGUAUAAUGGGCGGACGCAUCCGAGUGGGGUGAAGGCGAGGGGGAUUGUGGAGGGGUUGAGGGGUAGGGGGUUGAUCGCCGUGGUUGUUUUUGAGACGGUGGUGGGGUUGGAGUGUGGGGUUGAGAAGUUGGCGGAGGUGGUGGAUGAGGGGGCGAAGGCGUGGGAGUAUAAGGAUUUUGUGGACAGCGUCCCCAACCCCUCCGCCCCCCAAACAUUCACCCCCCUCCCGUCCUCCCACCCCCUCUACAUCCUCUACUCCUCCGGCACCACCGGCCCCCCAAAAUGCAUCGUGCACUCCGCCCUCGGCACCCUCAUCCAGCACAAGAAAGAACACAUCAUCCACGGCGACCUGCGCCCCUCCUCGCGCCUCCUCUACUACACAACCACCACCUGGAUGAUGUGGCACUGGCUCGUCUCCGCCCUCUCCGUCGGCACCACAAUCGUCGUCUACGACGGCUCGCCCUUCCAUCCCGCGGGGGAGAUGUCAAUGCCCUACCUCAUCGAUUCGCUGGGGAUUACGCAUUUCGGGACGUCGGCGAAAUACCUGAGUCUCCUAGAGCAAAAGCACACGCAGCCCCUGCUCACACAACCGGACGGGUUGCCAGCAGCUUCCCUCAAGACGCUGCAAGCUAUCUACUCCACUGGCUCCCCGCUCGCGCCGUCAACGUAUAAAUAUAUCUACGCCAACUUCCCCAAGACUAUCCAACUAGCAUCCAUCACAGGCGGCACAGACAUAAUCUCCCUCUUUGGCGCACCCAACCCUCUCCUCCCAGUCUACGUGGGCGAAAUCCAAGGCCCCGCCCUCGGCCUGUCGCUGCUCGCCGUCUCGCCCGCUGGCGUCCCCGUCGCGCCCGAGGAGGCGGGGGAUUUAGUCGCCACUGUCCCUUUCCCUGCUCAACCUACCACUUUCUUCGGCGCAAAGGGGGAUGCGAAGUAUUUUGAUGCGUAUUUUGCGGUGUUUCCGAAGAUGUGGCAUCAUGGUGAUUUCAUCUCCUUCGUCCCCCAUACCUCAGCUGGGCGCGCAGGGACGAAUAACGCCGCGUCAGGCUUACUAAUGCUUGGACGCAGCGACGGGACGUUAAAACCCGCCGGAGUAAGAUUUGGGUCAGCAGAGAUCUACAACAUCCUCCUCGCCCACUUCCCCGAGGUCGCAGACGCCGUAUGCGUUGGCCGUCGUCGCGCAGGUGACGCAGACGAGACGGUACUGCUGUUCUGUAUGAUGGCUCCCGGGGAAAGUUGGAGUGAAGAGCUGGGAGGGAGGAUUAAGAGGGAGAUUGGGACGAGGCUGAGCGCGAGGCAUGUGCCGGGGGUGGUGUGUGAAGGGGGGGGGGUGCCGGUGACGGGGAAUGGGAAGAAGGUGGAGGUGGCGGUGAAGAAGGUUGUUAGUGGGGCUGGAGGGGGGGUGGGGGAGAGUGUGGUUAAUAGGGAGGUUUUGGAGUGGUAUCGGGAGUGGGCGGGGAGGAAUUAGGGGGGGUGUUUCUGGAGAGGGUGGUAGAUUUUUGGGGUUUUGGUAAUUAGAUGAAAUAGAAGAGUGGAAAAGUGAAGAUGGAAGAUGUCAAACGGUUCCGAGGCCAAAAUUGGUCAGCGUAUCGCGAAUUAUCAUAACCCCCCAUGAUAACCCCUCUGUUCAACAAGGGCUACCGCCCUUGUUGGAUAUUACAGUACUUAGUCCGGUUAUGAGGUGGGAUGGGGACCGUUGCCGCCGUAGGAUAAGCUUGAAGGUCAGUGGGUAUGGUGGUUUCAUAGCGAAAUUCAAGGUGAAGGAUGGUGGCGCCGUUGGAUAUACGAAGUAUAAUCAAUGUUGCCGCUGUUGGAUGAUUUGGGCGGUGUCCAUGACGGUUUCAUAGAGAAAUCAAAUCCAACAUGACGAGAAGACUACAAAGCCAGUCGGAAAUCCCGUCUUUCGAGUCUCAAAAUCAGAAAUCGGAACCACAUCACAGAUCAAACUAUCCCCAGCACCACACCACACACCACAGCCUCAAUUUUCCAGCGACUAUCAUCAGGUUUUGCCCAUACCUCGCGCCUGCCACUAUCGCCAUGCCUACACUUACCACCCCCUUAACCCCCACACUCCCACGCGCGCAGUGUAGAAGGGGGCAGUGUUCCCCAAAUAGUAUUCGAAUAGUAUUCGGGGUUUUCCCGAAUACUCGCCAUCUGGGAGUAUUCGGCGAAUACUCAUAC
Pseudogymnoascus destructans is the source of this 3139-nucleotide messenger RNA. RefSeq lists its product as uncharacterized. NCBI's taxonomy places the organism in Eukaryota, Fungi, Ascomycota, Leotiomycetes, Thelebolales, Thelebolaceae. Gene Ontology annotation, cellular component: cytosol. Gene Ontology annotation, molecular function: acetoacetate-CoA ligase activity. The record is from RefSeq and is a predicted model, not a curated record. Bases 312 to 2426 code for a protein of 704 amino acids. Gene Ontology annotation, biological process: lipid metabolic process. The transcript is spliced from 4 exons.